UGAUCAGCUGUGUCCAAUCACAGCUGAUCACAUAUACACUGAUCAUCAGGGCACUGAUGAUCAGUGUGCCCUGAUGAUCAGUGUGGCCCCAAAAUUGCCACCUGUCAGUGUCCAUCAGUGCCAGCUGUGAGUGCUGAACAAUGCCACGUGCCCAUCAGUGCCACAUCAAUGCCACAUAUCAGUGCCUACCAGUGCACAUCAGUGCCCAUCUGAGCUGCCUUUCAGUGCACCAUCAAUGCCAAUCAGUGCUAUCAAUGCAAUCAGUGCCACCUAUCAGUGCCAGUCAGUGCCGCCUAUCAGUGCGCAUCAGUGCCACCUAUCAGUGCCAAUAAGUGCCGCCUAUCAGUG
Molecule: messenger RNA, 348 nt
Organism: Staurois parvus
Lineage: Eukaryota; Metazoa; Chordata; Amphibia; Anura; Ranidae
Source: the annotation of a GenBank genome assembly